Messenger RNA from Hydractinia symbiolongicarpus, 1309 nucleotides. RefSeq lists its product as uncharacterized. Gene Ontology annotation, molecular function: RNA ligase (ATP) activity. The transcript has 6 exons. Gene Ontology annotation, biological process: response to reactive oxygen species. The record is from RefSeq and is a predicted model, not a curated record. The coding region runs from base 98 to 1129 and encodes 343 amino acids. NCBI's taxonomy places the organism in Eukaryota, Metazoa, Cnidaria, Hydrozoa, Anthoathecata, Hydractiniidae.
CCCAUAUUGAAUCAAAGCUGGUAACAAAAACAGUAAUUUGGUAAAGCUGUAGCACCGAGCCAAAUUUAUAUGGCGGACGGAACAGAACACGUGUGAGAUGACAGAUUUAAGCAAUUGUUGUUCCAUAAAAGGAAAAAUAAAAUGUAUAUUUAAGCCCAAGAUUUUACAAUCAAGUUCUAACAAACGUAAAGGGCAGAGUUUUAAAGUAACAGCAAGUGAAGAAUUAAAUGAAGGUGUUGAAGAGUACAUAAAGAAUGGAACUUCUAGGCUUACAAUGAAGUUAGAUGGCACAUGCUGCAUGAUUCGUGAAUUCAACGGCCGUCCAUGGCUUUGGGCAAGACAUGAUGUUAAGCCCAACAAAAGCACUGAUAAAAAAUUCAAAUCUUAUCUACAUAAUAAAAAUGAACACGAUAUAAAAGGUGAAGAAGAGACAUAUCCAGCGUUUGAAUGGAACAUUGAAACAGAUUUUAAAGAAUUUCCUGACAACUGGAUUUCUGCUUCUGGAGUGGAUAAAGAAAACUUAGUUCCAGAUGAUAUUGGUCAUCUAGUUGGUUGGGUUCCAGUUGAUCCUUCUCUUCGCACCCACUUGUGGCAUUUAAGUGUUGUAGACUUAACGUUAGGCAAAGCUUUGUUUUUGUUCGACUCUGAUGUGGAUGAUGGACAAAUACAGAUGAGUAUUCAAGACCUAAAAAAUCAUUUCAAUCAAACGUUUGAACUUAUUGGAACAAAUGUUAAUGGAAAUCCAUAUGGCCUUGGCAACAAGAAAGAACCUUUCCAUGUAUUAGUCAGACAUGGUGAGAUACCUGUCAAGUCUUUCCCUCCAUUGGAAAAUGGUUGGAAUCACGAGUUGUUACGGGAGUGGUUUUUAACUGAUGAACAAAUGGAGGGUGUUGUUUGGCAUUGUACAGAUGGAAAAAUGUUCAAGCUACACAGACACCAUCUUGAUUUGCCGUGGCCAGUCAAAAAUGUGUUUACGUCAACAAGAAAAGUAGUCAUUGAUACGAGUCAGUACGAAAACAAUGGACCGUAUCAGAAUAAACUAUUCACCAAGCUGAAAAGUUUGUCUGGAAAAACUUUAGAAAAUAUUAGUACUAUUUUUAACGAAGAAAGUCAAUGUGACAACACUUAGUUACCAGAUAAGGCAUACGUAUCUGUGUAUAAAUUCGAAUCGCGUACUUGAUUGCGAUGCGAAAUUUUAUAGUUUUUCUCUGACAAAAUAAUUUAAAACUCUAUUUAAUUACAAUAUGUAAAUUAUACAUGUUUUCUGAUAAAUAAGGAUAGCAUGAAAUAAAAUUGCUUGGAAUGCGAA